Paraphaeosphaeria sporulosa is the source of this 800-nucleotide messenger RNA. RefSeq lists its product as uncharacterized. The record is from RefSeq and is a predicted model, not a curated record. Lineage: Eukaryota; Fungi; Ascomycota; Dothideomycetes; Pleosporales; Didymosphaeriaceae. The transcript has 2 exons. The annotation marks the transcript as partial.
CAUGUCAACCGGCCGCUCGAACGCUGUGGACGCUCUUCCACGUGCCUCAUUUCUCACUUACUUCCGCACUCCGACCAAGCUAAAUCGACGCACGGGCGAAGACUGCCAGAAAAGACGGGCAUCGUGUAGAAACCAUUGCUCAAAAGCGCCACUCCUGCCACGCAUACCAGAAGACGCUACUACAGAGCACACCGCCGAAGAAUCAGAGCCGGAGGACUAUGAGCAUGUUGACAACCAUGAGAGCGGGGAGGAAUUCGAGCAGGGAUGGAGCUGGACCAACAUCCUCAGUUUCACUGGCUACACGCUGCUGGUCUUGCUUAUCGUGCUUAACUUGGACUUUCUCUUGAGUGCAUAUAAUGCGAACGCUGGAUUGGUGAAGUGGGACGACCACGGAGUGAGCACUAGCUCUUCAAGCCGUGAAAUGCACUUCUGCCUUGCCGAACAGAACCGUUUAGCUCCAACCUCUCGCGUGUGGCGGUACGUUCCCCGAGGCUCAGACUCAAGCUGCGCGACGAGACUUUUGACGAUCCAUGCGGACCCGACCGAAGAACAUAAGCUGUUUACAGAAGACAUCAUCAUGGGGGAGGCCAGGAAUAUGCCUACUUGUGAUUCACCGAACGGCGAAUCUUGGGGUAGGUCGUAUAGAAGGAGUGAACGUCUCGAGGUUGGUGAUGACUUAGCCCAAGAAGGAAUCCUUAGCAAGGAGGUCUGAAUCGGAUGGCCGGGCAACAGGCGGGCAUUGCGACCAUUGUGCAAAGUUCAGUCACAGGGACGCAAUAAUAAGACGAGUGCAUACGAUG